Molecule: messenger RNA, 399 nt
Organism: Suillus plorans
Lineage: Eukaryota; Fungi; Basidiomycota; Agaricomycetes; Boletales; Suillaceae
Exons: 1
Molecular function (GO): protein binding
Source: RefSeq, a predicted model, not a curated record
AGCAUCAUUGCUGAGCACCGGCAGCAAUUGGAUGCAGUUCUGGACGAGAUCUCAGAUCUGGAGGCUGUGAUGGAUAGCGUCAAACAUCUCUAUCAGCAAGUCGUCAAAAAGAAGGAGAAAAUUAUGCAGUCGAUGAAUUUGCACAAGGGACUCCUAUCGGUUCUCUGGCGCCUGCCAACAGAAGUCCUAUCCCAAAUAUUUAACCACUGUCUCCCCGAAACUAAAUUGUGGCCCCCAUCAAACCUCAGAGCCCCCAUGCUGUUAACACGGAUAUGCCAACGAUGGAGGGAGGUUGCUGUGGGUACACCUGAUUUAUGGUGCAGGAUGUAUGUGCAAGCCGACAACAGAGGCUGGAAGCAGGCAGCUUUCUGCUAUGACUUGUGGCUCAAGUGUUCAUGA